CCAAUUUGGUUUCGUCUUCCGCUAUAGAAAAUAAAAAGCGAUCCACACACAUCCAAUCCUCCCAUGUUAAGAUGGAAGUGGAAGGUAGGAUCGAGGAGCAAGAUAUUCUGAUAGUUGGAGGCGGCAUUGCUGGGCUUACUACAGCUCUUGGCCUGCACAGGUUGGGCAUCCGGAGUCUGGUUUUGGAGUCGUCUGAUGAAUUAAGAUCCACGGGCUUCGCCCUCACCAUGUGGACGAAUGCGUGGAUAGCUCUAGAUGCUCUUGGAAUCGGGGACGCCAUGAGGGCCAAAUCUCUCCCAAUUCAAGGUUUUCAAGUCGGUUGCUUGGAUUCCAGCUCUUCCCACACAGAUUUCAAGCUUGGCCAGUUUGAGAGCAGAUGUGUGAAAAGAACAGAUUUACUGGAACUUCUAGAGAGAGAAUUGCCACGGGAGAGUGUGAGAUAUUCUUCCAAGAUUGUUAACAUUCAGGAAUCUGGUAACUUCAAACUAGUUCAUCUUGCACAUGGCUCUGUUUACCGAGCUAAGGCAUUGCUGGGAUGUGAUGGAGUGAAUUCAAUGGUGGCAAAAUGGAUGGGGCUCAAGAGUCCAAUCAGCGCUGGGCGAGCAGCCAUCAGAGGCUACGUGGUGUAUCCAGAAGGCCAUGGCUUCGAGCCGAAGCUCUAUGCCUACUUUGGUGGAGGCGUGCGCCUUGGUUUUGCACCUUGUGAUGACAAGGGCGUAUACUGGUUCUGCACUUUCACUCCAUCACUAUUCAAAUAUGAUGAGAGCGAGCGUGAUCCCGUGAAAAUGAAGCAGUUUGUGAUGAGUAAAAUCAGCACUGCACACAACCAUGUGUUGGAUGUAGUAGAGAGGACGGAGCUAGAUAGCGUCUCAUUGGCGCAUCUAAAGUUUAGAUCGCCAUGGGACAUUUUGUUUGGAAACAUUGUGAAGAAGGGUGUGUGUGUGCUCGGGGAUGCCUUGCAUCCGAUGACUCCGGACUUAGGUCAAGGAGCAUGUUCUGCUAUAGAGGAUUCCGUGGUUCUUGCAAGGUGUCUGGGCGAAGCUCUAUCUGAAGUGGGUGACGAGGAGGACUACGUGAAAAUGGAGAAAGGGUUGGACUGGUUCGGGAGAGAGAGGAGAUGGAGAAGCUUUAGUCUUGUCAGUACAGCAUAUGUUGUUGGUAUCUUGCAAGAGACUGAUAACAGAUUUGUGUCCUUUUUCAGGAAGAUGUUUUUGUCCAAGUUUACUGUUGAGCCUUUUGUUAGAAUGGCUGAUUUUGAUUGUGGAAACUUACAUCUUACUUCUACUUAGAUUUUCGCCCAUAUUGCCAUUUUUUCUUUGGCUGUGUGCAUGGGACAUUAUAAUUAAUUAAAUAAAGUGAACAUCUAUGCCAACGCGUUUGAUAUAGAUGUCUUAUUUA
Salvia splendens (bonfire salvia) is the source of this 1398-nucleotide messenger RNA. RefSeq names its product monooxygenase 2. The transcript has 6 exons. Bases 72 to 1289 code for a protein of 405 amino acids. The record is from RefSeq and is a predicted model, not a curated record. NCBI's taxonomy places the organism in Eukaryota, Viridiplantae, Streptophyta, Magnoliopsida, Lamiales, Lamiaceae. Gene Ontology annotation, molecular function: FAD binding.